This is a messenger RNA of Dufourea novaeangliae, 2237 nucleotides long. RefSeq lists its product as uncharacterized. Lineage: Eukaryota; Metazoa; Arthropoda; Insecta; Hymenoptera; Halictidae. The transcript has 5 exons. Bases 85 to 1869 code for a protein of 594 amino acids. The record is from RefSeq and is a predicted model, not a curated record.
AUGAAACAGCUGAAUUUGACUUUUAGCCAGUGAAUUAUCAAGCGAAGAAAAUUUGAACGUUGAUAAAUUAGAAGACACAAUGCCAUGGAUUGCUGUUAUUCCAAUAGAAAUGGAAGUCUUGCAGCAGAAAAAGAACUUCCAAACAUCUCUAGUCCAGAGAUGUUCAACAGUGAUGACGAAGAUGAUCAGCAAAAGAAUGAAACAUUAGAAGAUGAGACAGUGGCAGUGCCAGCUAGUCCUGAGAAACCUUCUCAAGCUGACUUAGUUGCUACAUCUGAUAAUAAUUUAUUAGCCAAAAUCAAUAAAUUUUUAAGUGGAGUACCACCACCACCUAAGCUUACAAUCUGUAGAACUGAUUGUUCAGAAUUGCUGUUACAUAUUUAUGAAAAUCGCCAUCUGUUUUGGACACCAAAUGUAUUGCCACCAGAGAAACAAGCACAACCUGAUAUAAGGCAAGAAUCUCCAGAACAACAGAAAGAGAACAUUAGUACAAAUAAUUCUUAUCAGCGUACCAAAAGCACAUCUAGAAAUUUGUCUAAUGCUUUCGAUGCAUGUGAUCCACAAUGUCAAAAUAAUAUUAGUAAUAAUUUAGAAACAAAGGAUGUUAUGAGUAACAUUUCCCGUGAUAAUUUUAGAAUAGACCAAGUAGUUCCUAGUAAUAAGAACAAUGCACUGCAUGCUGAUGAAAGUACAACAAAUACUUUGAGAACUGACCAAGUACAAGUGCCUGCAACUGAAGAUAAUACAAAACAAACACUUUCCAGUUCUACAUUAGAACAAAUGCUUCUUUAUCACACUGUUGAUGAGAAAGAAGUUGCUGAUCUGACAUGGCCUGAAGCAUAUUGUCAUAAAUGUUAUGGUAUUCAUUACAACAGAAGUAGAGCAGUGGAGGAGUUUCAGAGCCUAUCAAUGAAAUUAUGUGAAAGAUAUAUAGGGGUUGAAACUCAAUCUACUUGUACUGUAUGGUUCUCUAAGCAUGCACCAGGAAGUGCUAAAAAGCGAAAUAAUUUAGCUAAACGUAAUAAUGGUCAAAGUCCAGGGAAGAGACUAAGUCAUUUGACGCGGAGGCGGAAAACAUUCUCUAGUGCGAAUUUACAGGGAUUAGCGCUCAAUAAUAAAAAACUUCUAGUUUUAAAUAUUAAGAAACCUACUGUUAAGAAAGGAAAAAGUCCAAGAGGGAAGAGUCCACGGUGUAAGAGUCCAAGGGGGACCCCCAGGAGUUCAACUAAAAAAAAAGUAGCUCGAAGACUCGCUUUAGACGGUCCUAGCCCUUUAAAAGUAAAAAUAGAGACAUCGAAGCGGGCCUUAUUUCAAAGUCCACCUGCCGAUAGAGCGGGGCCGAGUAAGUUACUCUCAACUGGAGCGAACGCUCAGAGCAUUAAGCGUGCGUUGUUCACAAGUGGGUCAAAGGAAAAUGAUUCUGAUGCAAUGGAAAAGAUAGAAGGAUCAAGAAAAAGGAAAAGCGAGGAAGAAUUGGAGGGGCCACGAUAUAAGUGGCCAAAGAGUUUAUCCUUUGACUGCACCCGUGAAUUGGUUAAUAAUACUGUAUCUCCGUGGGAUAGGCAUUCAUCUAGUAAUAUAAUUGAAAAGAAUAAGACAUCUUUAAUUGAAAGACGAACCGAACUUAGUGAUGCGCAUAGAAAGAAACUACUGUGGGCAGUAGCGGAAACUUUAAAAACUAAAGGAAUUGGCAUGACUCAUCCACACUUCAAGCAGUAUGCUACUAAUUUAGCGCGGACCAUCAAGAAAUGUAUGCCGGAUCUUGAGAAUAGAAAUAUUCCCCGCAAGCCAGGGAGUACUAGUGAUCGCAUGUUAAAACUAGCGGAACAUCAUGUUUUAUUCGUAAUCGACGCGGGACCAACCGACUGACAAUACUCACCCGCUGUUAGAUUCCAAGAAAUUGACUCAACUUUACGCAAAGGUCGUUAUUUAAAGUACGAAUUAUCGUUUGGUAUGUCGGCAUGGCAUACACUUACGGACAGUGAAUUUUAUUUAACGAAAUAUAUAAAGAGAUAUACUUGAAAUGUAUUAUAUCGAAACCACGCGUGGAGACUUAUCGACGCGCAAAUGUGUGACUGUUAAUACAAAAAAAAAAAUGUGUGAAGUAUUAGCUAUUUUUUUACUGCAUAAACGAGAAAGGUUGUUUCAAAUAUGCCUAUUUUUAUUAGCGGUAAAAUAGUAUAUAUAUAUAUUUCACAACUUAUAAAUAAUUAAUAAAAGGUGCUUCUUUGAAACAA